Trypanosoma grayi is the source of this 2013-nucleotide messenger RNA. RefSeq names its product rhoptry protein. The transcript has a single exon. The record is from RefSeq and is a predicted model, not a curated record. Bases 1 to 2013 code for a protein of 670 amino acids. Lineage: Eukaryota; Euglenozoa; Kinetoplastea; Trypanosomatida; Trypanosomatidae.
AUGAGCAACGUUUCGCAGUGCACGGCAUGCGGGACGCUCACGAUGCUAUCGUACUGCCCCAAGUGUGACGCCCCGACGCACCUCUACGCCCCGCAACUGCGCCAUCAGCCCUCGCAGCCACUGCUGCAGCAACAGCAGCGGCACCCGCAGUCAUUUCCAAUACUUCAUUGCGACCCGCCGCAGAAGUCACACGUCAACAUGUCGCCGAACCACUCAAGCAUGUGCGGUGGCCGCUCUCCGUCACGCAUCCUCCACCGCUCUGACGUGAUGGAGGAAGACACGUCGAAGAAAGCACUAACACUGGACGAGCUCGAGAGCCUCUACCGGGCAAACCAGCGCCGCCGCGAGGAGGGGGUGGUGUCGUAUGCGCUACAGGAGGAGAUGAACGCCAUCAAGAGGGAGCGCGACGCAGCUGCUGCUGAGCGUGACGACAUGGAGAGGCGCCUUGCGAAGCUUCACCACCAGCUCGAGGUGGAGCGGCAGCAGAUGAUGCAGUCCGCGAGCGAUAUCCGCGACCUGCACGAGAGUACGGAGCAGGUGCGAAGAAGCGAUCAGGAGCAUCUCCAGAGCCUCCGCGAUGAGAACAGCACGUUGCGGAAGGAAAACGAAAUGCUAGUGGACGCCCUCAAGGAGGCACAGGGCGAGGCAAUUGCCUCCAAGCAUCAGGAGCGCAUCAUGCAGGAGGCCCUCAACAACGCGAAGAUGGCUGCCACAGUGAACGACGAGGAGUUGUCGCACCUUCACGAACAGAUCGACGACCUCCAGCAGCUCCUCCAGCUGGCAAAACGGGCUAAGGAAAAGGUGGAGGAUGACGCUGCGGCGAUCGAAGAGACCCUCAAAAAAAUAGAAGACGACAACGAAAAGUUAUUGCGCCAAAACAUGCAACAAGCAGAGGAGACUCAGUACCAAAUGCAGCACUCUGCAGAACUCCAACAAAGCAUAAAUGAGAUGCUGGAAAACGAAAGUUCAGCACAAAAACAAAGUGACGCCAUGCAAGGGGAAAUCCAAAAACUCGGCAAGGACGUUGAGCAGCUGAGGGCUGAAAACCAAACGCUCAGCACGGAGGCCGAGAAGCUGAAGGAGGCGAACGCGUGCCUCAGCGCUGAGAAUGAGCGUCUCGGCGGUGACGUCGAUCACCUCGGCAAGGACGUUGAGCAGCUGCGGGCUGAAAAUCAAACGCUCAGCACGGAGGCUGAGAAGCUGAAGGAGGCAAACGCGUGCCUCAGCGCUGAGAAUGAGCGUCUCGGCGGUGACGUCAAUCACCUCGGGAAGGACGUUGAGCAGCUGAGGGCUGAAAAAAAAGAGCUUUGCGAGGUUGACAACGAUCUUAGGAGAGGAAACAGUAAUCUGAGGUCGGUUGUGGAGGAGCUGAGUGCAGUGAAUAGCCACCUAAAAGAUGAGAACGGGGAUCUUGUUCUGCGUAUGGAGCGUCUUCAGGGUGAGAAUAUGUCCCUGGUGAGUGCGAAAGAACAACUUGAGGAGAGCAAAGCUGCCGCUUUAGAUGAUAUUAAAAAACUGUGUGCAGAGAAUGAGAAACAGCGUGAAGAAUUAAUCGAGGCUAGUAGCACACUAAGUGAUUUGCAAGUGUCUCUGACCUCCCUUCAGAUGAGAGAAGAACAUAAUUUGGCUGCGCUCAGAGGAAGGAAUGCUGUUUUGGAGGCGGAGGUCAGUGAAUUAAAAAUGAUUAUUGGGGAAGCACGCCGCGCUGUCAACUUGGAGAAAAAGCGUGUGCUGGAUGCUGUUGUGGAUGCCUCGAAGGAGCGUGAACGAUCGGCGGAACUUGGCGUGCUGUGUGAUAAGCUGAGCAGCGAGAACCGCGCUGCGGAUGGCGAGAUUGGGCGGUUGCUACGGGUGGUAGACGAGUAUGAGACGAGGCUACUUGUUGUUGGAGGCCACUCGCGUGGCGGCGGCAAGGGCGUGGAGCGGGAGGGCUACGCUGUAUACCCCGUUGCCAAAAAUGGGCGGGUGUCCGUUAACGAGAGCGGCGUACCGCUUGGCGUCUACCGUGACUGA